Messenger RNA from Aphis gossypii (cotton aphid), 913 nucleotides. RefSeq lists its product as uncharacterized. The transcript has 3 exons. The record is from RefSeq and is a predicted model, not a curated record. Bases 274 to 735 code for a protein of 153 amino acids. NCBI's taxonomy places the organism in Eukaryota, Metazoa, Arthropoda, Insecta, Hemiptera, Aphididae.
CUAUUAUAAAUUAUAAUAUCAAGAUUUAUAAAGACGGAUAUUAUUAUAUCGUUCUGUGAUAUUGUGAAUGUUUCCUUUGCAGUUUGCAGCAUUAAGACUUUACAGUUUAGGAGUAUCCAUCCGCUUAGUGUUAUGUAUUUUCUAUAAUUUUGAGUUUAUUAUUUUUAUUUAUUAAUUUAUUGUUUUUUUUCUUUUAAGUUAAUACUUAUAUUUACAAUAUAUUCAAUUAAUAAUAAUUUAUCAUUAUAGAUUAACUCUACCAAAUAAUAAAAUAUGAAUUUUAAUGAUAUGCAUGCUUUAGCUAAACGUAUAGAUACUCAGGUAAAAUCAUUGGAGGCAAAAGUAGCUCAUCCUAUGAGUAUGAUGUAUUCUAAUAAUUCUAGUCAAGGUGUCAAAGUACUAUCAAUGUUGAAAGAUAUGAUCAAAGAUGUGGAAAAUAAAAAGAAAGAAAUUGAGAAUUUGAUACUAGAAGAAAAUUCAACAUGGUCUGGAAUGGUAGAAGAUUACAACUCUGUUGCUAAAUUUAAAUCAGAAGUUGUUGCUAAUUUGAAUGACUAUGAAAAUAUGUGGUCAUCAAACUAUCCUGAUUAUAAACCAUUUAUAUCAUACAGUCAUUCUGAUUCAGUAAAUGAAGAAUUAGAUUCUCUCAAUGAACUUAAUAUUCAUGACGAUAGACAAAUAGCAGAUCAAUCUUUAAAUGAUAGUCUCAACAAUGUCAAUAUCACAAUGUCUUAAUGUUUUUAUUGUAUGCAGAGGAUGUUGGUUGGUAAAAAACAAAAUAUUUUGAACAGUACCUAUACUUCAAAUUUUAAAAGUAUAUAUUAUUACCUAUGUAUUGUGCGUUAACUAUUUUACAAUUUUUUUUUUGUAUCUUGUGAAUAUUUUAAAUAAAUAGUUAAGUAAAGCCAUUUUA